CUGCUUUAAGUCACUGUGUUUUGGUCCUGUAUUUUGCACUUUGAACUCUUUGUUUUUAGCAUAUAUCUCACAAUUUUUAAGUUCUAAUCAGUUAAGUUUGAAAGUGUUGCUGAGUUAAUCGUUUGAAUAGUUUCUAUUAUGUUUUUUCGUCAAAUCACCUCCCAAUUUUCAAAUCAUUUAAAAAGAUGCCAGAGUACGCUCGUUAUUGCGGAGCACAACAAUGAGGGACUUCUACCCAUUACCCAAAAUGCUUUAACCGCUGCAAAACAGUUAGGAGGCGACAUAUCAAUACUGGUUGCAGGGACCAAAUGUCAACCUGCUGUAGAAGGUUUAUUAAAGGCUGAGGGUCUCUCAAAAAUUUUGGUGGCUGAAAGUGAUAUAUUUAAGGGGUUUACAGCUGAAAACCUUACACAAUUAAUCCUCACCACCCAUACUCAAUUUAAAUACACACAUAUAUUGGCAGCUGCUUCAUCUUUUGGAAAAUCACUUCUACCAAGAGUAGCAGCUAAAUUAGAUGUAUCACCAGUUUCAGAUGUGAUUCAAAUAAAAUCUCCAGAUACAUUUGUUAGAAGCAUUUAUGCAGGCAAUGCAAUACAAACGCUGGUUGCCAAAGAUCCUGUUAAAAUUUUAAGUGUAAGGGGAACAAGUUUUGAAGCUUCAAAAUUAGGGUCAGGAUCGGCAGCAAUUGAAAAAUUAUCUGCUGAAGGAUGCGAUACAGGAUUAACAACAUUCAUUAGCCAGGAACUGAGCAAAUCAGAUAGACCUGACUUGACUAGUGCCAAAACUGUAGUUAGUGGAGGUCGAGGUUUGAAGUCUGGGGAUAACUUCAAGCUUUUGUAUGAUCUUGCCGAUAAGCUGAAUGCCGCGGUUGGAGCUUCUCGUGCUGCAGUAGAUGCCGGCUAUGUACCAAAUGACUUGCAAGUUGGUCAGACAGGCAAGAUUGUAGCUCCUGAUUUGUACAUUGCAGUUGGAAUUUCCGGGGCCAUUCAACAUUUGGCGGGAAUGAAGGAUAGUAAAACUAUUGUUGCUAUCAACAAGGACCCUGAAGCACCUAUUUUCCAAGUAGCCGAUUUCGGGUUGGUGGCGGACUUGUUUAAAGCUGUACCAGAACUAACCGAAAAACUGAAGUAGCAAGAGUGAAUCUGAUUCCUAUUGAUUUUCAAUUAUUGUUCCGUAUAUAUCAGAAGGUUUAUAUAAUAAAAUUCUUGUAUAAAAUAAA
Messenger RNA from Cylas formicarius (sweet potato weevil), 1219 nucleotides. RefSeq names its product electron transfer flavoprotein subunit alpha, mitochondrial (gene wal). The transcript is spliced from 3 exons. Bases 139 to 1131 code for a protein of 330 amino acids. Gene Ontology annotation, molecular function: electron transfer activity; flavin adenine dinucleotide binding. NCBI's taxonomy places the organism in Eukaryota, Metazoa, Arthropoda, Insecta, Coleoptera, Brentidae. Gene Ontology annotation, cellular component: mitochondrion. The record is from RefSeq and is a predicted model, not a curated record.